Linum trigynum is the source of this 1422-nucleotide messenger RNA. Lineage: Eukaryota; Viridiplantae; Streptophyta; Magnoliopsida; Malpighiales; Linaceae. The record is from the annotation of a GenBank genome assembly.
AUGCUAAAAGAAAUGGGGACUAAUAAUCACAACUUUAUCCUCCACCUCCUCCGUCUCACCGCCGCCGUGCUCAGCCUCUCCACCACCGCCUUUGCAAUCGGAGUAAACUACGGCACCCUCGGGAACAACCUGCCGCCGCCCGCCACGGUGGCCAACUUCCUCAAGACGCAGACGAUCAUCGACAGCGUGAAGCUCUUCGACGCCAACCCGGACGUCCUUCGAGCCUUCGCCGGCAGCGGGCUCUCCGUCACCGUCACGAUUCCCAACGGCCUGAUCCCGUCUCUCGCGGACGUCGGCGCGGCCCGCGGGUGGAUAAAUGACAACAUUGCCCCCUUCCACCCGCAGACCAAGAUCAACCGAGUUCUCGUGGGGAACGAGAUAAUGGCCACCCUCGACGAUAAUUUGAUUUCCAAUCUCGUCCCCGCCAUGAAAGCUGUUCAUCAAGCUCUGGUCCAGGCCGGCAUUAACGACGUUCAGGUAACAACAGCCCACUCAAUGGGCAUCCUCAAAGCCUCCGACCCACCAAGCGCCGGCCAGUUCUGGCCCGGCCACGACGUCACAGUCUACGCACCGAUGCUCGAAUUCCUCCGCCAGACCAAAGCCCCAUUCACCGUCAACCCGUACUCCUACUUCGGCUACUCCCCACAGAUGGCAAACUACGCCCUCUUCCGGCCCAACCCGGGGGUCCACGACCCGGUCACGGGGAUCACAUACACCAACAUGUUCGACGCCACCCUCGACGCCACCUACACCGCCAUGAGGAAGCUGGGCUUCCCCGACGUGGGCCUCCUCGUCGGCGAGACGGGCUGGCCCACUCUUUGUCUCCCCGGGCAGCUGGAGUGCACGGUGGAGAACGCCGCGUGGUACAAUUCCGAGCUCGUCAGACGGAGCGUUGACGGGGUGGGGACGCCGUUGGUGCCCAAUAAGAGGAUCGGGAUUUUCUUGUUUGCUUUGUUUAAUGAGAACGAGAAGCCCGGCCCGAUUACGGAGCAGAAUUGGGGCCUGUUUAGGCCCGAUAUGACUCCCGUUUAUCACUGCGGCGUCUUGCGCUCCGAACAGCCUCUGGCUCCCAUCGGGCGUCAGGGCGGCCGCAAAACCCACAAAGGCAGCGCUGGUGGCGCAACUCCGGCGAUGCCGGUGCCAGCCGCCGGUGGCGGGAAGAAAUGGUGUGUGGCCAAGGCCGGAGCAGCGGCUCCGACAUUGCAGGCAAACAUAGACUAUGCAUGCGGGAAUGGAGCGGAUUGCAAGCCCAUCCAGCCAGGAGGCCCGUGCUUCGAGCCCAACAACGUUGUGGCCCAUGCUACUUUCGCCAUGAACUCUUACUAUCGGGCCAAAGGUAGCCUGGACUCCACUUGUUAUUUCUCCAACACCGGCGUUGUCACCGCCGUCGAUCCAAGUAACGCUAAUUGUAAGUUCCCGUAA